AUGGGCGAUGACGGUGAUAUGUAUUCGGCAACACACCGUCCUGGCAACCAUUCCCCCAGUCGUCGGAACGGAGCAGUGAGCGGGCGCUAUCAGGGACCCAAAGCGUACGAAGAGGCCUUUGCGGAGAUUGCUGCGAAACCGCCCAUUUUUCAAAAGGCCGUGACAAAGAGACCCCACAGGGAGCAUACUCCCGCGAGGCUUCAAGAGUUGGGAUUCGCGCGUAUGGAGCCCGCCUUGGUCAGUCCGACGGCCCUGCGGCGGCGACCUGAUGAUGCCUGGCGACAGCAAGGCGACGCUCCGGCAACCCUCGCUCACGCGCACAGUGCCGCAGCUGCUCGCCUCAGCGGGGCACAAAUGCACAGCAGCACCCUCGUCGUGCUUGGCCGUGUUCCGUUGAGGAAAGGCGAGGUCGACGGCGAUUUUGUGGUGAUCUGCCAGGGGACAGGUGCACUGCCUCCCUGCCGACUAAGAAUAGGCCCGCUACGCCCAUUGCGACUAACUCCACCCGAAAUGUUCCUCAUCGCUCCCACAGCGAUGCGACCGUCACGGCGCCGCCGCAAAGAACAAACGAGAUUGACAGCUGCUUGUUCGAGCCUUUUCGUGGGGUAA
Molecule: messenger RNA, 609 nt
Organism: Paraphaeosphaeria sporulosa
Lineage: Eukaryota; Fungi; Ascomycota; Dothideomycetes; Pleosporales; Didymosphaeriaceae
Exons: 2
Coding region: 1-609 (202 amino acids)
Source: RefSeq, a predicted model, not a curated record